Messenger RNA from Suillus subalutaceus, 903 nucleotides. RefSeq lists its product as uncharacterized. The coding region runs from base 83 to 787 and encodes 234 amino acids. NCBI's taxonomy places the organism in Eukaryota, Fungi, Basidiomycota, Agaricomycetes, Boletales, Suillaceae. The transcript has 5 exons. The record is from RefSeq and is a predicted model, not a curated record.
GUUCUUCCAAGCCAAGAUUUUGCCAAGGUCAUACAGCUUAGCCUUCAACCACAGCAGACCAAGACAGAUCUUUCGAGUCUCGAUGUACCCUAACGUCCAAGAGCAGGGUGCCCUGCAGGCUGCUGAAAACCUCAUGAAUGAAAUCAUGGCGCGUUAUGAUCCAUCUCACGACGCCUUUCAUGUGCAGCGUGUGCGCCAAACGGCCCUAUCAAUAGCCCGCGCUCUUUCCGCCCAGCAACCUGAUUUACUGGUCGUGGAAUUAGCAGCUCUACUUCACGACGUUCUGGACAAGAAAUACGUGUCAAAAGCCGAAGCAGCAGACCCAUAUGGGUAUUUCCUUCCUUUUUUCCAGUCAUUGUCUUCGGAGCACGGACUAGACCUGAUUAGUGAUGGCCGGGCACGUCGGAUCGUAAAGGUCGUAGAAAACGUCUCUUGGACAACUGAGAAGGAACUGAGGUCGACAGGAAAAAUUGACGAGUGGCAUCGCGUAUGUGUUGAACUUCAUUGCGUACAAGACGCGGACCGACUUGAUGCGAUAGGAGCGUUUGGAAUCAUGCGGUGUGCUGCGUAUAGCGCUGCCGUAAAUCGCCCACUCCAUGCACCUCCAGGUCGUCUCGACACUGCGGUACAGCACUUCUACGAUAAACUCCUACAUAUCCAGGAAAGGCUAAAGACAGAGCCAGGGAAACAGAUGGGCGCAAAGCGACACCAAUUUAUGGUCGAUUUCUUGAAUUCCGUGGAAAACGAAUACAGUGCAGGAGCACUCGAAGUCGUCUGCACUGCGUAAUGGAACACGUUGCAUUCUUGGCAUUUCGAGGAACACCGCCCGCACCCGAGAAUCCUUGAAGAACAAUAGAUGAAAUAUAGAUACCUCCUCUAUACUUAUAGCUACCAUUCUCAUUA